UACUUUCCACGUAAAACAGUUUAAUUAAAAUGCUUGUUUACGCGAAGUGAAAGAGGAAGACCAGCCAUUCUGGCUGGGUGAAGUGAACGGUCGACGAUAGUGGAAUAGUUUCCUCAAGUGAAUUAGUAUUUGGGUUGAAUGUUGCAACUGUUGUUUGCAAGAACUGCGACCUUAAGCCAACUUCCGGCAUCUUAAAAAUCAAUGGUUCCUCGAUGGCAAAGCCAUCGAUGGGACUUGAAUUCGAGUUGCGCGACCCUGACUUGAAUUCUUCGGCCAAGGCAAGGUCGGGCCUGAGAACUGUGGAGUUUUCUUAGUUCAGCAGCGAAUUUCGCACAAUUAGUUAAGGAAUUUGCUUGGAACUUCCAUUUGGCUCUCUUUACUAAAUGGGAAAUACUCUCAGGGUGUUCACAAUGAACUAACUAGCCAGAUUGACUAUGAAUUUUACAUUUUUAUGCGUAAUAAAACCAAUUUAAUUCCCUUCAAUUAAUGCUCAAGUUGGCUCGGACUAAAACCGGUGAUGUUUCCUUGAAACUCUACUUCUUGUAUUUAUAUAUAAAACAAGUGGUGUGGUCGCUUUUGUUUUUAUUCGCGCACAACUACAAGGAAGUGAUCAGUGUCAAUAUACACGGACAAGAGUGAUAGUGAAUUAUUGGAUAACAUUACCAGUUUCGGUUGCCCAAAUCUCACAUGAUGAAAUUCAACCUCAACAUCGUGUGCGCUUUUUGCGUUGCUUCCAUCGUCAAAGCUGCUCCGCUCAUCUCAACUUACAACCUCAUAUCGCCUUACCAACUUUCUGCGGCCCAGCAUUAUUCUUCGCCUUCAAUUGACAGCGUCCCUCAGCAGUAUUAUGCCGGAUUAGGAUCACUAGAGCCAGUCGCGGCUCAUCCCGCUGCUUUAGCAACCGCCAUCGAGGAAUCUUCAAUCCCCAUCGGUCUGAAGAAGUCGGAACCGUUCUACGGGAACCCAUUUAUAGCCGAUGCCUUAGCCAAAGAGUCGCUGAACUUCAACAAAGAAACGGUGGUUUUCGACCGUCCAUCCGAGCAAAUUGACCGAAGGGAAAUCGCCAAAUUAAUAAACAGUUUGAAAAGGGUGCAUCAUGAAGCCAAAUAAAUGUUUUAACUGUG
Molecule: messenger RNA, 1124 nt
Organism: Dendroctonus ponderosae (mountain pine beetle)
Lineage: Eukaryota; Metazoa; Arthropoda; Insecta; Coleoptera; Curculionidae
Exons: 3
Coding region: 688-1110 (140 amino acids)
Source: RefSeq, a predicted model, not a curated record